CAGAUGUCUCUCUCUCUCAAAAAAUUAACUCACACAACAUGUCUUAGUCAAGCUUUUACUACGCCCUUUUCCCAAAAAAGAAAUUUGCAGUCUUUCUUCUUCUUCUUCUUCCUUGUUCUUUCUUGAUUCUCUUACCUAUUCUUUGAACACAGCAAAAGCCACUUCAAUUUCAACAAUGUUUCUUCAAAUCUUUGUUACUCUUUUGUUCCCAACUUUGAUUUUCUCACUUAACCAAGAGGGUCUGUAUUUACACAACGUGAAGCUCGGAUUUGAUGACCCUGAUAGUGUUCUUUCCAACUGGAAUGAGCACGACGAGACACCGUGUAACUGGUUUGGCAUAACCUGUGAUCAAACAACUCGGUCCGUUACAUCCUUGGACCUCGCCAAUGCUAACGUUGCUGGUCCUUUUCCUUCACUUCUCUGUCGGUUGAAGAAACUGCGUUACAUUUCGUUAUACAACAACGCUGUUAACUCCACCCUUCCUGAAGAUUUUUCCGGGUGUGAAUCUUUGGAGCAUCUCGAUUUGGCUCAGAACUUUUUGGUCGGUACACUUCCGGCGAGUUUACCUGAGCUUCCGAAUUUGAAAUACCUUGACUUGGGGGGAAACAACUUUACCGGCGACAUUCCGUCAAGUUUCGGUUCUUUCCGGCAGCUGGAGGUUCUUGGACUGGUUGGGAACUUGCUGGACGGGACUAUUCCAGCGUUUCUGGGUAACAUUUCGACGUUAAAGCAGCUGAAUCUGUCGUACAACCCGUUUUCGACGGGUCAGAUCCCGCCGGAGCUGGGAAAUCUGACAAAUCUCGAGGUUUUGUGGCUCUCGGACUGUAAUUUGGUCGGUGAAGUUCCUGAUACAUUGGGUCGGUUGAAGAAGAUUGUGGAUUUGGACCUUGCUGUGAACUACUUGGAUGGGCCGAUCCCGAGUUGGCUCACUGAGUUAACUAGUGCUGAACAAAUUGAGCUGUAUAACAACUCGUUCACCGGCGAGUUACCGGCGAAUGGGUGGUCGAAAAUGACGGCGUUAAGGCGACUCGACGUGUCGAUGAAUCGGGUCACGGGUACGGUUCCGAGGGAGUUGUGUGAGUUGCCACUUGAGUCGCUGAAUCUGUAUGAGAACCAAAUGUUUGGUGAAUUGCCACAAGGCAUUGCGAACUCGCCGAAUUUGUACGAGUUGCGGCUUUUUCACAACCGUUUUAAUGGUAGUUUGCCUAAAGAUCUUGGGAAGAAUUCACCUUUGUUGUGGAUUGAUGUGUCUGAGAAUAAAUUUUCUGGUGAAAUUCCGGAGAAUUUGUGUGGGAAAGGGUUUUUGGAAGAGCUUUUGAUGAUAGAUAACGUACUUACUGGUGAAAUUCCGGCGAGUUUGAGUGAAUGCAGGAGCUUAUUGCGGGUGAGAUUGGCUCACAAUCAAUUAUCUGGUGAUGUUCCGGCGGGUUUCUGGGGCCUACCACACCUUUCCCUGCUUGAGCUCGUGGACAAUUCACUAUCUGGUGAUAUCGCAAAAACUAUAGCUAGUGCUUCAAAUUUAUCAGCUUUGAUUUUGUCCAAGAACAAAUUUUCAGGUCCCAUUCCAGAGGAGAUUGGUUCUCUGGAAAAUAUUCUUGAUUUUGUGGGCAACGAUAACCAGUUUUCUGGGGCUUUGCCAGCUAGUUUAGUGAUGCUGGGACAAUUGGGAAGGCUGGAUCUUCACAACAAUGAGUUAAAUGGUGAGCUUCCAAGUGGGAUUCAUUCUUUGAAGAGGUUGAAUGAAUUGAACUUGGCAAACAAUUAUCUUUCGGGAGCUAUCCCCAAGGAAAUUGGGGGCUUGUCUGUUUUGAAUUAUCUUGAUCUAUCAGGGAACCAGUUUACAGGGAAGAUCCCAAUGGAGUUGCAGAAUUUGAAGCUUAAUCAGCUGAACUUGUCGAACAAUGACCUUUCGGGUGAUAUUCCCCCUUUGUAUGCAAAGGAAAUGUAUAGGAGUAGCUUUUUGGGGAAUGCUGGUUUAUGUGGAGACAUCGAGGGCUUGUGUGAAGGAACAGCUGAAGGUAAAACUGCUGGUUAUGUUUGGUUAUUGAGGUUACUCUUUACUCUUGCUGGAUUGGUGUUUGUAGUUGGGGUGGUUUGGUUCUAUUGGAAGUAUAAGAAUUUUAAGAAAGCUAAAAUGGCUAUUGAUAAGUCUAAAUGGACUUUGAUGUCGUUUCAUAAGUUGGGUUUCAAUGAGUAUGAAAUCUUGGAUGCUCUUGAUGAGGACAACUUAAUUGGAAGUGGCGCUUCCGGGAAGGUUUACAAGGUUGUUCUGAGCAAGGGUGACACUGUUGCGGUGAAGAAGAUUUUGAGAAACACGAAAAUAACAGAUGAGAGUAGUGAUAUCGAGAAGGGUAGCAUUCAAGAUGAUGGAUUUGAAGCGGAGGUUGAGACAUUGGGGAAGAUACGGCACAAGAACAUUGUUAAGCUAUGGUGUUGUUGUACAACAAGGGAUUGCAAACUUCUGGUUUACGAGUACAUGCCUAAUGGAAGCUUGGGUGAUUUGCUACACAGCAGCAAAAGCGGCCUUCUAGACUGGCCUAUGAGAUAUAAGAUAGCCAUGGAUGCUGCUGAGGGACUCUCUUACUUGCAUCAUGACUGUGCUCCGCCGAUUGUUCACAGAGAUGUUAAGUCAAACAACAUCUUGUUGGAUGGUGAUUUUGGAGCUCGAGUUGCUGAUUUUGGUGUAGCGAAGGCGGUCGAUGCCAAUGCCAAGGGAAUCAAGUCCAUGUCUGUCAUUGCAGGGUCUUGUGGUUACAUUGCUCCAGAAUAUGCAUAUACACUGCGGGUGAACGAGAAGAGCGAUAUAUACAGCUUCGGUGUGGUAAUCCUAGAGCUUGUGACUGGGAAGCGCCCUGUGGAUCCCGAAUUCGGGGAAAAGGAUUUGGUGAAGUGGGUAUGCUCUACACUGGACCAGAAGGGUGUAGAUCAUGUAAUUGACCCUAAACAUGAUUCUUGUUUCAAGGAGGAGAUAUGCAAGGUCUUAAAUAUUGGCCUCCUCUGCACUAGCCCUCUCCCAAUCAACCGACCCUCGAUGAGACGGGUCGUAAAAAUGUUGCAAGAAGUGGGUGCUGGGAACCUGCCCAAGGCUGCUUCUAAGGAUGGCAAAUUGACUCCUUAUUACUAUGAAGAAGCAUCAGAUCAAGGAAGUGUAGCUUAAAGAUGGCUCAACAAAUUUUGUCACAAAGGAUGAACUUGAAAUUGGUACUCAUUUAACAUCUUUGUUCAUCUGCUAACUACUCAAUUCUUUGUCCACAAGUAUACACUAGAUGUUUGCUGUUGUUUUGGGUUGAGGGGCAGAAAGAAUUGAAGUUAAAUGUAAAAGGGAGGCAAAAGAAUAUUAGGAAGGGCAAAAAAAAAAAAAAAAAAAAAAAAAAAGAGUUGGAAGACGCUUGUUUCUCAAUUUAAAUUUCAUCCAACCACCCAAAUUAUUGCAGUAAUUACUAGCCAAGUUUGAAUAUCUGGCAUUAAAGGAUCUUAAAUGUGCUACCUAUACUCUGUUCUCUUGA
This is a messenger RNA of Nicotiana tabacum (common tobacco), 3506 nucleotides long. Its product is annotated as receptor-like protein kinase HSL1. Gene Ontology annotation, biological process: protein phosphorylation. Gene Ontology annotation, molecular function: ATP binding; protein kinase activity; protein binding. The record is from RefSeq and is a predicted model, not a curated record. Lineage: Eukaryota; Viridiplantae; Streptophyta; Magnoliopsida; Solanales; Solanaceae.